Xyrauchen texanus (razorback sucker) is the source of this 2640-nucleotide messenger RNA. RefSeq names its product A kinase (PRKA) anchor protein 8-like (gene akap8l). The transcript has 13 exons. Gene Ontology annotation, cellular component: nucleus. The coding region runs from base 71 to 1993 and encodes 640 amino acids. NCBI's taxonomy places the organism in Eukaryota, Metazoa, Chordata, Actinopteri, Cypriniformes, Catostomidae. The record is from RefSeq and is a predicted model, not a curated record. Gene Ontology annotation, molecular function: DNA binding.
GGGUGGAGUCAGUGCGGCCUAUUCCGAGCGCUUAGUUCGCACACAAUCACUCAUUCUCUUCUGCUGCAGGAUGGAUCGAGGAUAUUCUUCAGGAUUCUCUGGAUGGGGAGGUGCCGGAGGAUCAUCCAGAGGCUCGGGCAGUUAUGACCUGUAUGGCUAUAAAGACAGUGGAGAGAGAUUUGGAGGGGGUAGUUAUGACCGCACGAAGAGGGGUUUGUCUGGAGGAUCUCUGCUGUCCUCUGGGUCAAACGCAGAUGAUGUCAUUGCCAAAAUCAACCAGCGAUUGGACAUGCUGACGCAGCUGGAGGGGGGGAUGAAAGGUGGAGCUCGCGGUGACAGGUUUGAACAAUACGAGUCUUUUGACUCACGCUCCUCCUCCCUCGGCUCCCGUGAUCUCUACAGAUCCAGUAACUUUGGUUACAGUGACACCCGGGUUGACAUGAUGGCCCAGCGUGGAGGCAUGGGCUUUGGGGGCAUGAGCGGAGGGGGUGGUGGCGGCUAUGACAGUGCCACCUCUGCUUUCGGAUCUGCCAAAAUGUGGCCAAAUCAAGACGCCUUCUCGGGCUCCGGCUGGCGGGCAAGGCAGAAAUCCCCACGAAGGGGCGGAGCAUCAGGGGGGCGCGGCUUCAGCCGCAGGCAGGACUCCUCUGUCGGGGGAGGAAGUGGGCGGGGUGGAGGCCAGGGCCGCUCCCCUGCAGGGCGAGGAAAGCUACCCUCGCUCCUGGCCCAUCGCAUGUACAACGAGAGCGGGGCAUUCCAGUCUCAGCAAGGCCGCCAGGACUUCCCUAUCCGGAACUUUGGAGGGGGGCCAAGGGCCAACCGACAGCGCGGCCGCAAGAAACCCCUCAACCGACAGCAAGUAAAGUCUCAGCGUGUUGGACAGAAGAAAAGGAAACAGACCCUGAGUGCAGUGGGUGAGCCAGAGUCAAAGAUGGGCAAAACUGAAGCCACAGGAGACAAGCCUGUCAACGAAGCAGCAGCUGGAGAAAAGAAAAAGGACUCUGAGGAUGUAACAACUGCUGAUGAGUCCAGCCCAGGAGAUGGUGGAGAGAGUGCUGGUCCGUCCAAUCAGGAGAAUGGUGCUCAGACCAAGGGGAAACAGUCUCCACUCUCUGCGUCCAAAAUCAGGAGGAGGAGGGGCUUCUUUGAAAAGACAGGGGUCAAAGUCUCUGCUCACAGGUUGACCUUCGCAUGUUCCAUCUGCAAGUUCCGCUCCUUUUACAGCGACGAUAUGGCCGCCCAUCUGGAGAGCAAGUUCCACAAAGAUCACUUCAAGUAUUUGUCCAAUCAGCUUUCAAAACCCACCAACGACUUCCUGCAGGAGUAUCUAAACAGUAAGUUUAAUAAGACAAAGCAUCUGGUGAGUCAUAUGGAGAAUCACAGCGCCACCAUCUGUCAGGUGUUCAAAGACCAGGAUCUGACACGAGAUAUCGGUAUGGAGCACUUCAUGAAGAAGGUGGAGGCGGCUCACUGCACAGCCUGUGACGUCUUCAUCCCAAUGCAGCACCCACUGAUUCAAAAACACCUCAAAUCAAACGACCACAACUACAACCGCAAGGGUAUGAUGGAGCUGUCGAAGAAGUCGAGUCUGUCUGUGGCUCGCAGUAUUCUCAACCACAACGUUAUAGGCAAGAAACUGGAGAGCUUCCUGAAGGGUGAAAACCCGUUCAACAUGAACCAAGAAGACCAGGAUCCCGAGGACUCCAUGGUGAUGGAAGUGUCUGAUUUGACCAGUGAAAGCCUGAAGGAGCUGACUCAGGAAGAGGAGGUCCCUGUAGAAGAGGCGGAGCCUGUAGCAGAAACCAUUGGGAAAGGGGAGGGGAUUGAUGAGAUGGAGAUGGGAGGCGCCAAAGAGGAAGAGGGUGCAGUGGUGUGCGAGGAGGAGGGUGUAGAAGGCGUAGAGGAGGGCGAGGAAGAGGCUGGCGUGGCUGAGCUCAGCAAGGUCAUAGAUGAAGGACCGGAAGGAGAUUCUGAUGUUGUGACGGUCGAGUAAUUUUGACAGGAAAGGAAUCCUUCACCCAAAAAAUUAUUUUAUUUCCAUCAUUAACUGUCACUUAUUUGGCUUCAUACCUGUAUGGCUUGCUUGCUUCUGUUGAAUACGAGAGAUAAGGUCCUAUUUUCAGCCUCCGUCAUCGUUCCUUCAUUGCAUUUUUCCUGCAGUGACUCAAAAUGUUAACUGAGACUAUGUGUCACGAGAGAACUGAAUUUUCUUUGGGUGAACUAUUCCUAUUUGAAAAUCAUCCACCUUCCAAAGUGUUAAUAGGAAAACUUAGUUUGGAUCCGGGUGGAAAAUCUUCCCAAAAUGCUCUCUGUAGCCUGAGAACCAAUCAGAAUAAAGCCCUGUCUUGUGAUCAGAUAAUUGCUAGAUUGUCCCGCCCCUCAAAGCCUAUUUCGUAUCAUUAAAGCAUGCAUGUUUCUGUGGAACGGCUCCUUUUAUAGUGAAUAUGUGACUGUUUAUGUGCCUUCUCAUAUGAGUUUAGUCUGAGUUUGAGAGUUGAACUUUAGUUUUAACGAGACGUCUGCCGGCACAGAUCUUUACAGGUUGCGAUAUGAGUUCAUGUACUUUUCGUUCUCUGCUCUUUUUGUGAUUUAUUUUGUGGUUGUAUUACAGUUUCUGCCCAUUAAAUGUUUGUUAAAUUA